GAAGCAGUAGAGUCGAAAAGCAGCAUCUCGGAGCUGCGCCCUCCAUUGGAGGGUUGACAGGGCUCAUAUUAGGAGCAUGCUCAGCUUAUGCGGACGUCCUCUAAACUCUAGCUUAGUCAUUUUCUAGCUGAUCUGGUGUGGUCAAAUCCAGCUGAAGGGACCAGCCUACUAAGAGGCAGAAUGGCUGACGGGAAGUCAGACCUGGUAGCUGAGUUUCUGGGCCUGGUUUCUGCCAAAAACUAUGGCAAGGCAAACCACAUGUUUGUAGCGCUUGUGGACGAAGUUGCUGGGAAGAUGCUCCUUCCCGCCCAAGAGCAACAGCUGCAACUGAAACCGACGAAAGCGUUCAAGAAGCUGCUGAAGGACGAAGAAGUGGUGCGCAGCAUGAUGACCAUCCUUCUAGAGAGCGAUGAGUGCAUUGUCAUGCUGAGUGCCAUCUGUCGGAUCACGGUCGCACCUGGGUUUGCAAGGCAGAUUGCAUCCUGCAGCACGGCGGUCGAUUCGCUGCGCCAACUCGGCUCGCUGCUCUUCCCCGUCGUCCUCCGAAACCUCUCGCACAGCUCAACCGUCUCCCAAACGGAAGCUUCGGCUUUGCAAGGCUGCUCACUGUACAUGAAAACCCUGAUGAACCUGCUGGGUCACAGCCCUGAAUUCACGGAACGCGCUUUCCGCCACGAGUACCUCCCGCUGCUGACAUCAUUCUUCCCGUUCCCCGGGGCUCCCCCCCGUGCGGCCGAGGGCGCGCGUGCCAGUCUGUAUGCGCACUUAGCGGUCCCCACAAUGGGAGCGUUCGACAACUUCGUGGACACCGUCUCAAAGGCGAAGAACGUUGUGCGCAGCGGGGCGGCGGCCGGACUUAUCCCGUGGCUGACCCGGUUCUUUGAUCUGCUCACCGCCCUGCUGAAGCAGUUUCCCGGACGACCUCAGGAGAAUCGGGAGGCGCGAGUGACAGCCAGGAGCCUUCUGUUUCGGCUGAACCUGCUAUGCGAACAGGCGACGGAGCUGUCCCCCGAUCUGCUAAAAGGGGCCGAUUUCGAGGCUCUCCACAGGUCCGUUAAGGAUGUAAAGCCUCUGCUAGACGACGCCGGGAAGGGGAACGCGGAGCUCUUCCUGGGCCAACUGCGGCAUCGAAUCCAGAAGGAGAAGCACGGCCCCCCCGUACUGGAGCCGUCGGAUAUAGGGAGGGUCAUGAAAGGGCUGGAAGCAGUCCGGUUGGCAGGCCCGAGUUCUCCGGUCGAUCUCACGGACGAACUCUUGCUCAGCCUCCUUAUGCUGUUACCCGGAGACUUUGGAAAGCUCCUCAAAAAGAAUCCGAAUGUGAUCCCCGUGCUGCGAGAUUCGCUCGUCGCUGACGUCAGCAGAGCUGCCAAGAAGCCCCGGUCUCUGGACGCCAAAGGCCAGGAGCGGAUGCGGAACACGGCGAUGUGUCUGUGCUCCUUUCUGGCGGUCGGGGCUAACGAAAAGACGCUCCCGGCAGCUGUGUUCGACAAUGUGGGUUCCGCGAUCGUGAGCAUCUUCAAGCCCGGGCUCUCGGUUCUCGACCCCCCCGGCCACCUGCGCCUCCUGGAGCUUCUCGUCUUCUGCUUCAACUCGGGCGGCGAUGCGGCUGCCACGCGGCGCGAGUACGCGCGCGCGCUCGCUAGGGUGAACUUCCUGGACCUCUACAAACCCGCGGCCAACUUGGCGUGGCACCUCGCGGCAACCGUGUUCGGCGCGCGCACCUGGCUGGACCCGAAAGUGGUGUGCGCGCACGAAAUCCAGGUCGGGCGGCAGUUCGGCUUCACCCCGCGGGAACACACGGUCGAAGGACACGUGUCGGGCUCACUGCCCGCGGGCGAUGUGAACAGGCUCGUGGACCAGGCGCUGCGGGUGCUUCAGGAGGCGUGCGUGACCCCGUUCACACCGGAGGACCGCGUGCAGGACGCUGCGGAGAUCGUUCGGCGGAGCGUCAACGAGUGCCCCGCGGUACUUGAGCUGGUCGUUUCCCGCAUCGGGCACGUGACGGGACUUCUGGAGAUCGUGAGCUCCAGGUUGACGCGAGAGUUCGGACGGCGCUUCCUGGAGGACUCUCCUUCCCGCCAGGGCUUCGCGACGCCGGAGGAAAUCAGUCAGUGGAUGGGCGUAUGUGGGCCGCUCUUGAUGGUGUUCAAAUCUGCUUUUGACACGUGUAAGGCGAAGAGGGCGUCGAGGGAGAAGCUGCUGCGGGAGACGGCCGGCAAUGGCGGGAUCGUGGUGUGUCAAGGAACUCUCCGUGAUUCCCGGGCGCUUUUGACCGGCGCCGCAACUAGUGUGGGCGCACCCCGGAGAAACCCAGCCGAACGCGCGCAAGAAGCGGAGGAGCAGCUCGGGGAAAGCCUCCCCCAGAACGCAAUCGCGCGGGAGAUCUGGGCGGCGUAUGCAGAGCUGUUCAACCUCAAAGAAUGCACCAACCAGGCGUGUGUGGCCGGGGUGGUCGAGGUCCGCCAGAAGACGUUCAAGGCGUGCGGCGCGUGCGGCGCAGCCCAAUACUGCUCGCGCGAGUGCCAAAUGGUCCAUUGGAAGAACGGACACAAAAAGGACUGCAAAGUUUCAAGGCAGGGGGCAAAUAGUGGGAGGGAGAAGGGAAAGCGAAGCAAAGACAACGGAGGGGGAUGAGUACAAUUUGUGCAUACUUCGAUGCCCGGACAGACGUCUACACAUAAGAAGGGUCGAGUCGCGUGCAGAGCUUCCGCAUGAAUUGUUACGAGUCCCGAAUUGAGACUGGACUGCUUUUGUAUAGGUUGAAGCAACAGUUUCGAGUCAGACGGCCAACAGCGCACUCGAUUUAGGCAGUCGCACACUUAAGCAAAAGACCCGACAACGCGUACCGCUGUAGCUUCCCGCUCACAUGCGGGUCUGGUGUGCGCCGGGCCAGUUUGAAUGCCUAAAAAGUGUUUGGCGCUCUUCUAAAUUUUGAGCU
Molecule: messenger RNA, 2938 nt
Organism: Klebsormidium nitens
Lineage: Eukaryota; Viridiplantae; Streptophyta; Klebsormidiophyceae; Klebsormidiales; Klebsormidiaceae
Source: the annotation of a GenBank genome assembly